Molecule: messenger RNA, 1077 nt
Organism: Acanthocheilonema viteae
Lineage: Eukaryota; Metazoa; Nematoda; Chromadorea; Rhabditida; Onchocercidae
Source: the annotation of a GenBank genome assembly
AUGCUUGCCUUAAAGAAUUGUAUAUUUCUGCCGUUUUUGAUCGUAACCGCUCAACGAAGUCAAUUUGACGUGAAUUGUCCACGGUUAUGUCAUUGUAACAAGACUACAGUGGAAUGUCACCAUACAAAAAUCCAAGGUAGUGAAAUGUUGAAUAUACGUCCGGAAGCAUAUCCGGAUUUGGAUACAAUCACAGUUACUGGCAAUAUCAUUGGAGAUCUGGCUGGAUGGAAUAUUUUCGGUGUUAAUGUUACUCAUCGCUAUGUUUCCUUAGUUAAUUUAUCUGACAAUGCUAUUACUGCCAUCGAUUCAUAUACCUUUCGUGGCUUACCUGCGGUCGAGUAUUUCUACUUGCACGAUAAUGCAAUCGAACGAAUUGGUGCAGAUCCUUUCCGAUGGAAUGUACGUUUACGAGUGUUGGAUAUAUCGAAAUUUUUCUCAUCAUCAAUAUUACUUAAUGAACGACCACACUUGCUGGCUAAUAUAUUUGCUGGCUCUGUAAAUGAAUUCAAUGAUUUACAGGAACUAAUUGUACGUAAUAAUGCUCUGACUGAAAUAUUACCUGAUACAUUCUGCAAGUUGAAUGGCUUGAUUCGAUUACAUUUAUCUGGUAAUAAAAUGAAAAAAUUCAAUGUUAAAUCAGAUUGCUUACAAAACCUUAUCGUGUUGGAUCUCUCCGGAAAUGAACUAUCAACAUUAUCCAUUCAUCUCUGGAAGAUUCUUCCUAGUUUGACAACGGUCGAUAUUUCUUCAAACCCUCUGAACUGUAAUUGCGAUAUUAUGCCAGCAAUUAAAGAACUAUCAAGAAGUGCUACAUCUUCCAUUAAUCAGGGUUAUGCGAUCUGUGCUACGCCAGAAUCACAUAAAGGUCAAAAUAUCUUCCAAAUUUCGGAUUUUGAAUGCAAAACGAAUCAUCGAUUUAUAUAUUGGGUUUCAUUUGUUUUAUUACUCUUUACAGCUAUGAUUUUUUGUCGUAUUUAUCGUAAUCGUAUCAAAUUUCGGAAUUUACCACUUAUUGCUGGUUACAGUAAGCUUGGAGAAGAGAAUGAACAAUUUGCUAGUAGUCCACAGUUUGUGUAA